AUUGAAAAACUUUGCUGCAAACCUAUCAAAAUUGUUGAACGGGUUUGGGAGGCUCAUUUCACGCCUACAGAGGUCGCUGCAUUGGCUGACAAGGCUAGUCUGAGCCGUGACCCAUGCAUGGUUGAAGCUGCCGCAAAACUUGCAUUGAGCGUAUUACCGAAGGCAUAUGCUUUGACAGCUGCAGAAAGCCAAAAAGCUUUGCAUCAGUGCAAGGAGCAAAGUUCUGAGAUGCUUGAAAAAGCAUGUCGCGCUGUUGAACAGGCAGCUGAAAAAGAUGGUGUGUAUCCGGAAGUGCUGUUCAAAGUUGCUAGACAUUGGUUCGAUUUGUUUGUGGAUUCUGAAUCUGUUAGUAGUCCACAGACAAGUUUUCAGAACACAAUUCCACCGCAACAUCAGACUGGGAUUCUCCAAUUACACGGUGAUAUUUUGCAAUCACAGGCUCAUGAGAGCAUUUAUUCUGCGGCAAAUCCACAAACGCUACAACUGCCUGUUCAGUGCAGACCUGUGCCUUAUGCGACAGCUUCGUAUCAUUUCAUGCCUCCUCACCAUCACCUUCAUCAGGCAGGACCACAUCGCCCUCCACUUUAUGUAUCUCCAGUAUCAUGUACUCAACCGCAAGUUGGAAUUCACUAUUCUCAACGAGGACCAUUGCCAGUUGGUGCGAUGUCAAUUAUACCGAGACAACAGCCAAAUACUAUUUAUCCUCCGUCUGUGGUUGGUGCUACACCAUCUCGAGCCUUACACAUUAGUCAUUCAGCUCCAAAUUUAAGUCCGAUGCAAGCUGUUCAGAUCUCUAGACGCAACCAGCCGUUGACUGUUUUGCAGCAACCUCUUUGUCUUGGUGCAGGAGCGACCCGCUGUCAGUUUCCGACUGUAGGGGAACAGUGCAUCCAACCUAUUCCAAUAAACGAUGCUCUACGGCAUCAUCUACCUCCGCCUACAUCGCUUGUACUUUGUCAGUCGGCCUCGCAACCGGUCUCAUAUUUUGGGCACGCAACGCCUCAGCCUCCCAUAAAUGUUCCGCUACCGUCGCCAAGUGCAUCUGUUGUUGGAGAUCCUCGUAUGGCGAAGCUUGUUCAUGCUCAUCGUGUCGGAAUGAUAGCUAUGGAAACAAUGGGAAAUCGAAACUUGGAUGAUAAUCGUAGUUACGCGAAAUUUUCUCAAAACCCUGCUUAUGCAGAAGACGUUCGUUGGUUGUUCACAGUGGCAACACGAUUAGGCGGCGUUUUUACCCAGAGUUUUUGUGAAGUAGCAGCUCGGUCUGUUGCAUCACCAUUCGUUCUUUUUUCAUUAGCUGUUGAAUCAGCAAAGGUCUUUCACUGGCAGAUGCCCUCUAUUAGCUACCAUUCACAAGCUGUAAUUCACCCGAUUCGGCCUCAGUUAACCGCUGGCGCUCCAAAUGUACGGACUGUGCUUCUGCAGAAUGGAUUUGCGCCGCCAACAGCCGAUUUGAUGCAACAUUGCGUUGAGAUGUUUUAUGCUGCAUCCAGCUCUAAGCUUAGCCAUCCUCGUUUUGUUCCCUCAGAUGUUGAAGAGGUCGUUCAACUUGUUAAAACAGCGAAGGAAGCGUUCCAUUGGAUACCAGGGCCGGGAAAGUUAAUGUUUGAUGAUUUCAUGCGACAUGUUCGAAAGCAAAAGGCUUGUAAAAAGGAUGUUGCUCAAAGAAUCAAUGCUUGCGUUCAAAAUACAAACUGA
Molecule: messenger RNA, 1695 nt
Organism: Cercopithifilaria johnstoni
Lineage: Eukaryota; Metazoa; Nematoda; Chromadorea; Rhabditida; Onchocercidae
Source: the annotation of a GenBank genome assembly